Molecule: messenger RNA, 3479 nt
Organism: Phyllopteryx taeniolatus (common seadragon)
Lineage: Eukaryota; Metazoa; Chordata; Actinopteri; Syngnathiformes; Syngnathidae
Product: fibroblast growth factor receptor-like 1
Exons: 7
Coding region: 288-1778 (496 amino acids)
Cellular component (GO): plasma membrane
Molecular function (GO): fibroblast growth factor receptor activity; fibroblast growth factor binding
Source: RefSeq, a predicted model, not a curated record
CGCGCACGGCACGAGGCACCAGUCACUUGUUGGUCAGACGCACAGAGGCACGCUGGACGCUGUCCACAUUAGCAUACGGGACCCGUUUUGGGAGGCGUGACUUGGGCUUCUUUUCUGUCUUUUGCUAAGUUGUUUUAAUGUCUACGGCAAGGGUUAGCGGCUACGUGGAUUUUAAAGAAGUACGAGAAGUGUCAAUUUGAUUCAUGGACUCAACGCGGACUACAGCUAAAACUGUCAAGAGGCUGCUACGAGCUUGACUUCAUUCUGUCAACAUUCAGUUUGAGAGCAUGAAGUUGUGUUUGGACGCUAUGCCGGUGCUGAGGAUUGUGCUGUUCAUCUUGGAGGCUGUCUUACUGGUCCACUGUGCGCGAGGACCUCCGCGCAUGUCUGAGAAGGUUUUUCAGCGACAGACAGUCCGGCUCGGGACUGCCAUCAAGCUACCUUGCCCGGUGGAAGGAGACCCGCCGCCACUCAUCAUGUGGACCAAAGACGGGCGCAACAUCCACAGUGGCUGGAUCCGUUUCCGCAUCCUCCGCAUGGGCCUGAAGAUCAAGGAGGUGGAGGCGGACGACACGGGCACAUACAUUUGUAAAGCCACUAAUGGCUUUGGCAGCAUCAACGUCAACUACACUCUCAUCAUCAUCGAUGACUCAGGUUCUGAUAGGAGCAGACCCGCUGUGUAUGAUGGGGCACAUUCAGAGCGUGGUUCUGAUGGCUUGGUAGAAAAGCUUGUGCGCCCCCGCUUCACCCAGCCUGCUAAAAUGAGGAAGAGGGUGAUAGCCCGACCUGUGGGAAGCUCAGUACGCCUCAAAUGCACGGCCAGCGGGACCCCUCGGCCGGACAUCGUAUGGCUGAAGGACGGCCAGCCGCUGACCGAGCAAGAGGUUGGCGAGGGUCGCCAGAACAAGUGGACCCUGACCCUGAAGAACCUGACGCCCGAGCACAGUGGCAGAUACACCUGCACGGUGUCCAAUCGGGCGGGAGAAAUCAACGCCACAUAUAAAGUGGAGGUCAUACAAAGGACCAACUCCAAACCGGUUCUGACAGGCACUCACCCUCUCAACACGACGGUGAACUACGGAGGCACCACGUCGUUCCAGUGCAAAGUGAGGAGCGACGUCAAGCCGGUUAUCCAGUGGCUGAAGCGCGUGGAGACUAAUGAGGAGAGCCGCUACAACUCCACCAUUGAAGUGGGAGACCACCGCUUUGUGGUGCUGCCCACAGGGGAGGUGUGGUCGCGACCCGACGGCUCCUACCUCAACAAGCUGCUCAUUACUCGCGCCAAGGAGGAGGAUGCCGGCAUGUACAUCUGCUUAGGUGCCAACACCAUGGGGUACAGCUUCCGCAGCGCCUUCCUCACUGUGCUGCCAGACACCAAGCCUCCCAUCACGCCCAUCUUUCCCGCGGCCUCCAGCUCCCUGCCAUGGCCGGUCAUCAUCGGCAUCCCCGCUGGAAUCGUGUUCAUCUUCGGCACCGUGCUGCUUUGGUUCUGCCAGAGUAGAAAGCAGUGCCCCCCUCCCGUCGGCCCCGCCGCCGCGGCCCCCCACCGGGUGCCGGUGUGUCGAGAGCGGGAGCGAGGCUGCGCCGCCGCGGACAAAGACUGCGUGAGCUCCGUGAACUACGAGGAGUACCUGGCGCAGCAGCAGCAGCAGCUCCUCCUCAACCAGGGAGGCGCCGCCAAGAUCUAUCCCAAAAUCUACACUGACAUUCACACGCACACACACUCCCACGUGGACGGCAAAGUACAUCAGCAUCAACACAUUCAUUUCCAGUGUUAGCGAAUCCAAAAACAAACAAACAAAAACUUUUCACGGUGGGACAUUUGUCAGGGGAAAACAACCCUAAAUUGGCCAGUCAUAUGACAACAUCGUGACAUUUGGUGCUGUCACUUUUAUUUUGUAUUUCUGUGUGCGUCCACAUUGUCAGACUCUCACGACACUAAAGAUCCAUCAGUCCUUGCUGUGCACUUAAUUUAAAAAGGACGUUCGGUGUGAGUGUGAGUGUGAAUGCAGCUGGCUGUUCGGGCCGAAUGAGAAAGGUCUUCUUCUGCAAAGCCGUUUCACCUCCUGCUUCAUCAGCUGUCAAGGUUCAAAAUGGUACUGGAGGUGUACAAAAGGGCUCGUUACGUCCUACUCAGGUUGUCCUUUUGUCAAAUAUGCUUCGUAUUUUGGAAUGCUGACCACUAUCUUAUCACACUAAAUGGCUCAAAUAUUAGGUACGCCUGCACAAUCCAAAGAAAAGCAAUUCAGGAUUUGUGUUCCUGCAAGGGUAAUUAAUAAGGCUCAGUUGAAGGACACUGUCAGAGAGGUAUUCAUUUAGCAAUUAUUGUGUUUGCAGUUCACAGACAAACGCCUCUCCGUGUAAUACAAUGGAAACCGCAAUAAUAUUAAGCAACAACCUAGCAAACAUCACUAGAUAUGUCAUGUCAAGAUGAACAUUGGAAAUGACUACAAAUUGGAAAAUGUAUUGAACUUGAUUUGUAAGUAAAUAUAAAAAAAAAAAAACAUGUCUCUUGGUCAUCCUGUAAGGCCAUAAACACCAUAAAUAAUGCCAAAUCGAGAAAGCCCCCAUGAAGACCGUUAAUGUGAGGUGUGAAGCGAUCGGGGUUUGUGAGUGACCUUAUUAGUUGUCAACUUUGUCACGUGGUGCUGCCCCUAAAGGUCAAGUUAGAUAGCUGAGCGGCUACUACAUGUCCAACACAGGAGUGAUGAUCAGAGAAAACUUCAUCAUUCGCUUACUGUAUAUGCGGAAUAUCAAGCUCUUUUGUGAGUCUAAUACAAGGUGGAGAUUGGUGAUAUUUCUGAGCAAAAAUAUGUUUUUGGGUCAUUAUGUCAUCAUAUAAGUGAAUAUUGACCCCCAAAAAAACGUUAUAUGUGGAAAGCUCUCAUGAAGGCGUUAAAUUUGUGGUGUGACUCAAUGUUGUUUGUGGCAAACCGUUUUCUGAUAGUGUUACUCAAAACUGAGUAUUAUCUCUGCCAAGGCCAAAUAAAUAAAUAUUGCCUAAUGUGUACCUAAUGAGGUGUCUGGCGCGUGUACCAACAUUGUCCAAGACUGCAAGGCAUGAGUGAAGUAUGUUUCAGUUUUACCUGGGGGGGGGGGGGGGGGGGAAAGGUCCUUUUAAAUGUUCUACCUAAAAAUCCUACCAUUAGUCAUGUUUAGAGUUCUCAACCAAUGAGAGUUUGUGAAGCCCCACUCAUUUCUAAUCAAACUCAGUCAUGAAUUCUUAAUUUAUUUUGAUUUUUUUUAAAAAUGUAUCAAAAGAAGUUUAUUUUUCCGAGUAAGGCGUUUUACGUUUCUAUGUCAUGUAAUUAUAAAGUAUACUUUGUGAUGUCGUGUUUAGUAUAUUUGAAGUACAGUUUAUUCAUAUUUAGUUGAUUUAGUUAAUUGUGUAUGCAAAUAGUUCUAUUUUUAACAAUCCCAAAUGUUCUGUUAUGAAAUCAUAUCGUUUGGUGAUUUGAGUAAAUGAACGAAAAGUGGCA